GAGAGAGAGAAGGAGGGAGAAAGAGAAAGAGAGAGACAAUAGACUUUAAUCACUCAUGUGGUUGAGAGCUGUUGGCAAGCCAAGUUCCAUGCGCACAGAGAGAGGGGGAAAAAAAACUGGAGAGGGGAAGAUAGAAACUAUAAGACUGAGGUGGACAACUUGAGAGGAGAGUUAUCAUUAGUCACACCUCUGAGCUGAAGACAAGUCCAGUCGACAACCAGACUGAGGAGGGAGGAGGAGGUGAUCAAAACUUCUGACAAUCAAGACCUAAAAGAGCCCAGCUGAUCCAAACUCAAAACUUAAAUCCUCUUCAUCUUGAUUGUCAACACUUGAAGACCCCUGCUCCAGAUUUCUACUGCUUCCACUGAAGACGUCUCCAACCACUCUGCCGUCCAUACUGGAGUAUGCACUGCCAUCCCUGUCACCCCUGCCGCUGAUCCAGGCGGUCAGCAUGAUCUCCCACUGCCCUCUGGCCACCCUGCUGCCCUGGCCUGCGGGUCCCCACUACCACUGCCCAGACUUGGACUGCACCUUACUGCUGGAGGGGGAAGGCGGCGUCUCCUUGCAGAGGUACCAGCCUCGCUCCCCAGAAAGCAGCCCGCGACACUGGAGCUCGGUGCAGGACUGGGGGGAGGAAGUCGAGGAAGGAGCUAUCUACAACGUGACACUGAAGAGGGUUCAGAUUCAGCAGGCGGCCAACAAGGGCGCAAGAUGGCUAGGGGCGGAGGGCGAUCGUCUACCUCCCGGCCACACGGUGAGCCAGCUGGAGACCUGCAAAAUCCGAAGUAUCCGCGCUGGAACACUAGAGCGUCUAGUGGAGACGUUAUUGACAGCGUUUGGAGACAACGACCUCACCUACACUUCCAUCUUCCUGUCCACCUACAGAGCCUUUGCGAGCACACAGACUGUACUGCAGCUACUGUUAGACAGGUAUGGAAGUGUGGAAGAAAACGAGCAAGACACAGGCAGACGCCAAAGCUCUGAAACCAACGGAGCCAUCAGAAAUGCCUUGGCCUCUAUCCUGCGUGCCUGGCUGGACCAGUGUCCCGAGGACUUCCAGGAGCCUCCUGACUACCCCUGUCUCCACAGGCUGAUGGACUACCUGCGCAGGGCCCUGCCAGGCUCGGAGGCUCUUAGACGAGCAGAGGGUCUGCUGGAGCAGCUGCAGAGUCAGGCCAGCAUGGACGACACUGAUGCUGGUUUCCACGGCAACAGUUCUUUCUGCCUGGGGGAGGAGGAGGAAGUGGAGAUCGAGGUCCAGGAGGACUUCCUGUCAUUUGAGGCUGACGUGGUGGCUGAGCAGCUGACCUACAUGGAUGCGCUGCUGUUUAAAAAGGUUGUACCCCACCACUGCCUGGGCUCUAUCUGGUCCCAGAGGGAUAAGAAGCACAACAAGCACAGCGCCCCCACAAUUCGUGCCACUAUUACGCAGUUUAAUGCUGUGGCAGCCUGCGUGGUCAGCACAGUGUUGAAACACAGACAGAUCAGACCACAUGUCAGAGCGCGGGUCAUCCAGCACUGGAUAGACAUCGCUCAGGAGUGUCGAAUACGCAAAAACUUCUCGUCUCUGCGAGCCAUUGUAUCUGCGCUGCAGUCCAACCCGCUGUACAGGCUGAAAAGGGCAUGGGCCUGUGUGCACAAAGACAGCAUGCAGACAUUUGAGGAACUGUCUGACAUUUUCUCUGAUCACAACAACUACCUGACCAGCAGAGAGCUCCUCAUGAGGGAAGGCACUUCAAAGUUUGCCAGUCUGGAGAGUUGUGCCAAGGAGCACCAGAAACGCACCCACAAGAGACUACAGUUGCAGAAGGAAAUGGGAGCAAUGCAAGGAACAAUACCGUACUUGGGGACCUUUCUAACCGAUCUGACUAUGUUGGAUACAGCCCUGCCUGACCUAGUAGAGGGUGGCCUGAUCAACUUUGAGAAAAGACGCAGGGAGUUUGAGGUGAUAGCUCAGAUCAAGCUGCUCCAGUCGGCCUGUAACAGCUAUUGUCUGAAUCCAGAGCCGGCUUUCCUCCGCUGGUUUAAGAGGCAGACUCAGCUCAGUGAGGAGGAAAGUUACGCUUUGUCCUGUGAGGUUGAAGGUCUUGGUGACAGCAGUCCAACCUCACCCAAACCUCGAAAAAGCAUGGUGAAGAGACUCAGCCUGCUGUUUCUUGGAACAGACAGUAAUGCAGCCAGUUCUCCAGUCAGAGAGACGCCCCGCUCGCCUCCUACUGGCAGCUCAGGGGAGAGCAUGGACUCAGUCAGCGUGUCCUCUAGUGACUCCAGCAGUCCGUCAGACAGCGAGGGCCUCACCCCCACUCACACCUCCGAUUCCCAGCAGAACAAGCUAUCAGAAUCCUCCUCUUGUACUUCACUCCACUCCAUGGACACAAGCUCAUCGACAGCCAGUGUCUCCAUGACUCCUGCAUCUCCCUCACUCCCCGGGCCCCCCUGUAACCACAGACGCUCCGUCUCCCUCACACCCAUGUCCCCUUGCUCUCCGAGCCAAACCCCAGCUUAUAACACCCAGGCCCAAGAUGCAUGCAUCAUAAGAGUCAGUCUGGAGCACGGCAACGGGAAUCUCUACAAGAGCAUAUUGUUGACCAAUCAAGACAAGACCCCAGCUGUAGUUUCUAGAGCCAUGGCAAAGCACAACCUGGAGGUGGAGCCAGAGGAGGGAUACGAGCUGGUACAAGUCAUCUCUGAGGAGAGAGAACUGGUGAUCCCAGACAACGGCAACGUCUUCUACGCCAUGAACACCUCAGCUAACUUUGACUUUCUGCUGCGGGUGCGAGGCUCAGCGCGUCAGACAGUCCAGCUGCGAAGCCGGUGUAGCUCCACACUCCCCCGCACCCAGCACCGCUCGAGCCUGUCGCUUAGACUCAGCAAGGUCACGCUGUGACUCCUGAACUGCAGGGACCCAGCAGUUUGCCCUUACACCACUAAUCCAGGACAAUGCAAAGCAUGGACUUGAUGUGUGAACUGUUGGGUUGUAGAUGAAGAGGCUGGAUGGAUAAAUGGACGAGGUGCUCUGGAAAACUGCUGAUGGAUCCCAAUGAGUUUUCAGACUCUUUAAGAGCUUUGACUCUUAUUUUGCCAGUUUAGUCUCACCCUGAACUGUAUGGAACAUGGGUGUGUAGCGUGACUGCUGUGCCAGUGGGACUUGACUUUUGACUAGUGAUGCCUGUGAAACAGCGACCCCAAGUGGCCUCCACUCUUUACAACAGGUUUUUGCACGUUAUGGGAGCAGCCAAACUCCUGACCUCCAACAGUAUUCUGAUAUUGAAUGAACUUUUUUUUGUCCUGUGAUGUCUGUGUAGCUGAAUACUUACAUUUCUUAGUAAUAGAAGUGUGAUGAAAGAAGAGUGGAGUGUGUCGAGUCCUGUUGCCUUUAUCGAUGAAUGAAUGGACCUUUGACGGUAUUCUGAAUGAUAUUGAUUACUUGAUUGACAGGAGCUGUGAUGUCAUUAUUUUACCAAGUCGGGCAUGUUUAGCUGCCAUGUCCGGCACGUGCACAGUGUGCACUAUGUGCGUGUGUUCACCCCCUCUCAUAUUGUGAGCUGUGUGACGAAUGCAGCGUUACGUGCAUUCUGAUUGGUUCCAUUACUUGGUUUUAACAAGUCAUUGGCAGAUAUUUAAAUGUCCUUUCCUGCCCUAUCUUUAGGGUGUAGAGGUUAAAUUUGUGCUGCUUUCUAAUCCAGAAAGACGUUCCCUCACAUCCUCGCAUUUUCAGAUUUGUUUGAAAAAAAAAAAGAAGGUAAUAAAUGUACAAGAACAGAGAAGAGGAGGGAACUGACUUUCUGGAAUGGAAAACACCAUGUAAAGUGUCUCAAACUGAUGCAUACUUGUACCUCUUUGCCCUUCAUUAUAUGAACUAUAGAGUUGCACUUGUCAGUUGGUAGGAGAUACCAAUGGGAUGUGAAUACAGAAGAAUGAGCAAGCCACUCUGUAAGUGGUUUUCUCCCUCUUCACUAAAUGAAUUACUAUUUUUGUUUGUAAUUGUUGCUUUUUAUAUGUUUUUGUAACACAAUUCAGGCCAGAAAUGUAUGCCAGAUUGGAGAGUGAUAGAGGAUUUUUAAAAGUACAUGUUAACAAAUGUCACAAAAAAAAGAAAAAGCCAGUGCCAGAUUUUACUGUGAUACAUUUGGAAAUCUUUACUGAGGGACCCUUCACUUCAUUACACACACAAAAGCCAAACACCUCUUCGCACAGUAAACAGCCAUCUGUUUGUCUCAUGGACACGCUCCUCAUUUCCAGCACCAUCAUAGUUUCACAGCAGCAUCACCAACACUUAUCACCUGUCACAUAACAGCCACACAUGUGCAGAUAAACACUCACGUCAUUUUUUUCCCUUUCAGUUGCAGUCCACUCCUGCAGAUCUUCCAAUGUCAUGCUAUUGUGCCACAUUACAUUCCCCCCUGGGAGAACUGGUUCACUGUUGGACUUGUGUUAAUGGCCCAGUUAUGUAUCUCCAUGCAGCACUUCACUUUAAAAUGUUCUCAUUAAAUCACCCUCAGUUCCUGUGUUCUUCACUGCCAAAGACUCUUCCUCUACCUUAAUAAAUAAAUUAUUAUCAUUAUUA
Messenger RNA from Siniperca chuatsi (mandarin fish), 4567 nucleotides. It is a transcript of the gene rgl1, whose product is annotated as ral guanine nucleotide dissociation stimulator-like 1. NCBI's taxonomy places the organism in Eukaryota, Metazoa, Chordata, Actinopteri, Centrarchiformes, Sinipercidae. Bases 452 to 2887 code for a protein of 811 amino acids. The record is from RefSeq and is a predicted model, not a curated record. Gene Ontology annotation, molecular function: guanyl-nucleotide exchange factor activity. The transcript is spliced from 18 exons. Gene Ontology annotation, biological process: positive regulation of GTPase activity; Ras protein signal transduction. Gene Ontology annotation, cellular component: plasma membrane.